GUUUGCUGAGGGGAAGUAGCAUGCCGGGCAGAGCCUAAGAGACUUCGGAGAAAGGAAUGCAACAGAGCAAUCCGGUUCCCUUUGGAAAGACGCUCUGCCUUGCGGCUGCCGUACAGGAGGAGAAUCUAUUGACUUUGCACAAAUAUGGCUGCUGCCUUCCGAGCUGCGAGUCGAGUCUUGCAUCCAUUUGCAAAAAGGAACAGCUGGAAUCAGACAAGAAUCCAGUUGCAUUGGAGAUGGCAGUCAACAGCCGCUGUCCAAAAAGCAAAGCCACAUAUUCAACCUGAAAAGAGGAAACCUAAAACGGGGAUCUUAAUGUUAAAUAUGGGAGGCCCAGAGACUCUGGAAGAUGUCCAUGAGUUCCUCCAAAGACUUUUUCUUGAUAGAGAUCUAAUGACGCUUCCUGUGCAAAACAAAUUAGGACCUUUUAUUGCAAAGCGACGCACUCCAAAAAUCCAAGAGCAGUACAGGCGAAUCGGAGGUGGAUCACCUAUCAAGAAAUGGACCGAGGCCCAGGGGGAAGGCAUGGUGAAGUUGCUGAAUGAAAUGUCUCCUGAGUCUGCUCCACACAAGUAUUAUAUCGGCUUUCGUUAUGUCCAUCCUCUGACGGAAGAAGCGAUCGAAGAGAUGGAAAAAGAUGGUAUUGAAAGAGCCAUUGCAUUCACGCAGUAUCCACAGUAUAGCUGUUCCACCACAGGAAGCAGUUUGAAUGCAAUAUAUCGCUACUAUCACCAAAAAGGAGAAAAACCAAAGAUGAAGUGGAGUACGAUUGACAGGUGGCCAACGCAUCCUCUCCUCAUUCAGUGUUUUGCAGACCACAUAAAGAAAGAACUAGACUUAUUUCCACCGGAUAAGAAAAAAGAGGCGGUGAUCCUUUUCUCUGCUCAUUCUCUACCAAUGUCAGUAGUUAAUCGUGGUGAUCCAUAUCCACAAGAAGUGGGAGCUACUGUUCAAAAGGUGAUGGAGAAACUCGGCCAUUGUAAUCCAUAUAGGCUUGUGUGGCAGUCCAAGGUCGGCCCGAUGGCUUGGUUGGGUCCUCAGACAGAUGACACUAUUAAGGGACUUUGCCAAAGGGGAAAGAAGAACAUCUUGUUGGUUCCAAUUGCGUUCACCAGCGAUCACAUUGAAACACUCUAUGAACUUGACAUUGAAUAUGCGCAGGUCUUAGCCAAUGAGUGUGGAGUUGAAAAUAUCAGAAGAGCGGAAUCCCUGAAUGGAAAUCCAUUGUUCGCCAAGGCUCUGGCAGAUUUGGUCUGCUCACACCUCAAGUCGAACGAACUAUGCUCCAAGCAGUUAACCCUGAGUUGCCCGCUUUGUGUGAAUCCCACUUGUCGAAAGACCAAAUCCUUCUUCACUAGUCAGGCACUGUGAGAACGUACGCUGUGGUGGUCGGUUCAUUGGCAGGAGUAGGCAGUACAGAUUCUGUGAAAAGUGCCCAUUUACUCUGCCUUCUUUUGCCUCUCUCAGGUCUGCGUUUUGCUGUCCCAAGCGGGAUUCCCACGUGGGAUUCGCACAAGAGAUCCUGCUGAGACCUUUUUCCACCACUUUGGUUUUCUCUUGAGGACUUUUGCAUUGGAAGAGACACCUCAUAUUAAAGGGCUUCGUCCUCCGAGUUGCUGAAAAUCCCCAUUUUAUAAAAUUAAACAGAGUGUCUGAGGUUCUUCGUAUCCAAUGUGCUCUGAAGGAGAACAGAAUUUUGGUUGCUUGGACAGGUUCUCCAGUUUUGUUCUGCUAGAGAUGCUGAAGAAAAUCUGUUCACUUUGCAGGAAUGAACCUUUCCUCAAAAUGGUGAAGCUUGGUUCCAAAAAGACUGCGUCCAAGGUUUGCAGCCAAGAUGCAAGUCGAAUGUCUUUGCAGAAAGCCUUUCAUAAAAAUACUUGUCAUAGAUAUGUUUAAGUUAAACCUUCCUGGUAAAAUUCUGCCAUUUUGGUGGGUAUUAGGGUUUUUUUUAGGCAAACAUAGAUCUGGUAUUAGAGCUUUGUGACUAAUAAAGGUCUGAUGAUGAAACUACUUUUUUAGUUUUCCAAUAAUUUCAGCUGACAUCUUGUGUAUAGAUAAAUAAUUUG
Molecule: messenger RNA, 2066 nt
Organism: Pseudonaja textilis
Lineage: Eukaryota; Metazoa; Chordata; Lepidosauria; Squamata; Elapidae
Gene: FECH
Product: ferrochelatase
Biological process (GO): heme biosynthetic process
Cellular component (GO): mitochondrion
Molecular function (GO): protoporphyrin ferrochelatase activity
Source: RefSeq, a predicted model, not a curated record